Messenger RNA from Drosophila kikkawai, 2493 nucleotides. Its product is annotated as serine/arginine repetitive matrix protein 1. The record is from RefSeq and is a predicted model, not a curated record. NCBI's taxonomy places the organism in Eukaryota, Metazoa, Arthropoda, Insecta, Diptera, Drosophilidae.
UGCCACAUACGGUCUGACUAACAUGGCCGCCGCAAGUCCAUGAAAAAGAAAAACUCUUCGCCGUGUUUUUUGCCAUCAAAUCCCCACAAAAUCUCGAAAAGCGUGCACGCAAACGUUGCCAAAUCUUGUGUGUAUGUUUUUGAAAUGGUAAAGUGUGUUGUCGCGUAAAUACGGGUAAUAAACACGAAAACGCCUGGGCAAUAAACGUGCGCGAUUGUUGCCAGGCCGAAAUCCCCGAAUCCCGAGUCCCGUAUCCGCAAACCGCGAUGGCGUCGCGCAGGCGCGCCGAACUGAAUCCCAAACUGCAUAUGGACAGGCAGCCGACGGCUGCCCGCAUAACAGAUCCUUCAUUACCCGCUGGCAAGCGACGCGAGAUUGACAACGUCAUGAAGAAGGCUCGCGCCAACACCACCAACGACUACUGGGACAAGAAGCUGAUCGAGGCCGAGGAGAAGGACCCGAAUCGCUGGCGUCACACCGGCUACAAGAAGAUGUACAUCCAGGGCGAGAGCAGCUCCGGCGAGAGCGACCGAGACCGCGACCGUGACCGUGAUCGUGAACGCGAAGGUCGGGACCUACGUGAAGGUCGCGAGGGCCGGGAUGCCCGCGAAGGAGGAGCGCCUCCCUAUGGCCGUUAUCCGCCAGCUGGAGCCGGAGGACCUCCGCCCGGGCCGCCGCCACCGCGCUAUGGCCGCUCCCGCUCGCCGCACUCCCGGAGCCGUUCCCGUCUGCGCAAGUCUCCGCCGCUGUCACCGCCACCGCGUCGCCGAUCGCCGCCAAUGCCUAUGCACGGCUUGGAGCGCCGCGGCGGACCGCGUUCGCCGCCGAUGCCGCGUUCGCCCAACAGUCACGACGCCAUGAUGCGUCGGCCGGGCAAUGGCCACGGAAGGCCACGGUCGCCGCCGGAACCGAGCUCCUCCACGUCGCUACGAAGGAAGCCGAACGCGUCGCGUUCUCCGCUGGGCCGUCGUCGCUCGCCGCCGCUGCCACCGCCGUCGUCUGGCAUGGAAAAGCGGGGCGGUGUCACCCAUAUUCUGCCGCGUUCAAAACGUCCGCCAUCGCCGCCGCCAAGGCACACAAUGCGUUCGCGUUCAAACAGUUCGAUGAGCAGCAGCUCGGAUGACUCCUGUUCCCUCUGCUCGCCCAGCCAUCGGCAUAGAUCUCGAUCUCGUGGUCCUCGUUCGCCGCCACCCAAGCCACGUGGCCAUUAUCGUGCGGGGGCGCCGCCGCCCCCUCCGUCGGAUUCACAUGGGCGCAUCCAUGGUCGACCAAGUACCCCACCGCCCGUGCGCGGAGGUGGUGGCAGUUCGGUAUCCGCAAUGGAAAAGUAUCGCCAGGCGAAAAUGCGUCACAUCAGUCAUGAACGCGGGUCCUCGUCGGAUGCCCACAUGAAGAUCCCGCGAUCGUCUCGUCAUUCUCCGCCGCCGGAAGAUCCGCGUCUUAAGCACCGUCCUCCAGAGCCACCAGAGCCGGCAGCAGCGCCAGCCGGACCGCCCACCGCGCAGGCCAAAAAGAAAAAGAAGGAGAAGGAGAUGAGGCCACGAAUUAAAAUUGAAGGUGAGAAACGCAAAAAGCAUCCGACCGGGACGGCCAGUGGAGCCGGAGCUAACGCGGCGAACUCCUCCUCCGAUUCGGACGACUCGGGCGAUUCGAGCGAUGAGGUGGGCUCGCUGCCCACAUUCUCGGCCACAACGCGUUUGACGCUCUCAGAGCGAUUCGGAAAAAUGGCACAGUGGAGCAUUGAUCGCAGCAACAUGGAGAACAUGCGCAUCACCAAAGACUCCGCCGGUGGGGCCCUCAAAGUGAUGAUCGAAGAGGGUCUGGAGUCGCCGCCGCGUCGUUAUUCGUACUCGCCGGCGCCGGCCGGGCACUUUCCGGAGGAGUUGGCUACCACAGCACCGUCGGGAAUGCUGUCGUGGGAUGAUGUGCGCGUCCGUUACGAAUACUACAAGAGUCGUGGUUAUCUAAGGGAUCUGGAUCUGAAGGACUAUAUCAAGUGGGAAGAGUGGUGGUAUAAGUACCAGGAGUGGUUAAAACAAGAACGUUACUAUGAGUACUGGGAUCGCAGCCAGCAAUUGCGUAGACGGCGCAAGAAGCUGCCGGUCACUCAGCGGUUAAACUAACAGCCCCCUUGUCAUCCAUCCCCCGCAUCCAAAUCAUUUCAUUUUUUCUCCCUCUAGAAUCCUCACUCUAAAAAACCCCAUUUAUUUUUGAUCUUUUCUUUCUUUUGUGUUCUAUCUCACAAUUUUCCCCAUCCCAUGAAACCCCUUUUGUACAUUUUAAAUGUAUAAAACUGCAUUUGUCUGCUUAUGUAUUUAAUAACUAAUUACAACUAUCGGACAAGCGCCGACGGCGGGGUUGAUUUUUAGCCUGCUUGUGGCAUAGGGAUAACAUUAACAAUGAACUUUGUAAGUUUUGUGGAGUGCGCGUCGUUCAAUACAACGCAGACUCUUGAGACACUUGUAAACGCAUUAAAAAUAACAACUACUAUAA